Candidula unifasciata is the source of this 1347-nucleotide messenger RNA. The record is from the annotation of a GenBank genome assembly. Lineage: Eukaryota; Metazoa; Mollusca; Gastropoda; Stylommatophora; Geomitridae.
AUGAGCACUGAGGAGAAGAUCUCAAGCAGCGACACAUUGUCCCAGCCAUUAUUUCGUGACAUCACAGCGGAAGAUUACGAUCCAGAGAUAACAGAGAUUGAAAGCCUAUGUGUCAACUGUGAGGAGCAGGGCAUUACAAGGCUGUUUUUGACGAAGAUCCCAUUUUUCAAAGAGGUCAUUGUGUCGUCAUUUUCCUGUGACCAUUGUGGGUACAAAAAUGCAGAACUGCAACCUGGGGGACGGAUCCAGGACAGGGGAGUCUGCUACAAAGUCAAUGUCACAGCCGGACAAGAUUUGAACCGACAAGUGGUGCAGACACAGUAUGCUACCAUUAAAAUACCAAAGCUGGAGUUUGAAAUCCCACCUGGGAAAUCAUCUCUAACAACAAUUGAAGGCGUGAUAGACCGAGCUGUGGAAGGGUUAGAACAAGAUCAGAUACUUCGGAGGAUUCAGCAUCCAGAGGUUGCUGCUCAGAUCGAUGAGUUUAUUAAAAAGCUGCAGAAGCUGAAAUCUGGGAAUGAGCCGUUCUUGUUUGUGAUUGAUGAUCCUUCCGGAAACAGCUUUCAUGCCCCCGCCAAGGACCCUCAGAUGACGGUGGCUCACUAUGCCAGGACCAGACAGCAAGAUGAGUUCCUAGGUCUCAUAGCUGAACAAGAUGCUGAAGAGGGCACUGCAGAAUCUACGGCUGUAGGUCAGGAUGAUGGGGAGGGUUUUAACACCCAAAAUGAGGUGUUGUCAUUCCAGACCAACUGCCCUCGAUGUGCAUCAGCUUGUGAUACACACAUGAAGCUUGUCAAUAUCCCACACUUCAAGGAGGUGGUCAUCAUGUGUACCACCUGCGAUAAGUGUGGCCACAGAGACAACGAGGUCAAGAGUUCAGGAGGGAUCGAAGAUAAAGGUCAAAGAAUGGAGUUGGAGAUUAAAGACACAGUGGAUAUGGCUAGAGAUGUCCUGAAGAGCGAGACUGCCUGUAUCGAGAUCCCAGAGCUGGACUUUGAGAUGGAGAUGGGGACUUUAGGCGGGAAGUUUACAACGGUUGAAGGGCUGCUGCUGGACAUCAAGUCACAGCUGAAGGAGUCCAAUCCAUUCUUUCAUGGCGACUCGUCGCAACCGGAGAUGCAUUCCAAACUGUUGGAGUUUUGUAGCAAGAUUGAUGAUAUUGUGGAAGGCAGAAUGAAAGGCUGCCACUUUGUCCUUGAUGAUCCUGCAGGCAACAGUUUUAUUCAGAGUUUGUGUGCACCGGACCCAGAUCCUCAGCUAGCUGUGACCCACUACACCCGGUCCUGGCAACAGAACGAGGACCUGGGACUCAAUGAUAUGAAGACGGAGAACUACGAGGAGUCGUGA